This is a messenger RNA of Seminavis robusta, 2178 nucleotides long. NCBI's taxonomy places the organism in Eukaryota, Bacillariophyta, Bacillariophyceae, Naviculales, Naviculaceae. The record is from the annotation of a GenBank genome assembly.
GUGUCUGAAAGGGCACAGCCACCGCAAGCUGAGUGUAUCAUCCGAUUGCUUUGAUGCGGACCAUCGCAUAACAACCGAGGCAAAAGUCAGAGUAUCUCAUAGUUUUGACCUGUUGUAGAAGAUAAAAGUCUCCUCUUCCAACACCCAACUACUAAUACCUAUUACGGCAGCUAUUGUUGAGUUCUAGGAAUGGAAUCCCAGCAGCCUACCGCCAAUGGUGGCAUCAUCAGUGGGCCCUCCAUUCAUGACGACAACACAGGAAACCACGUGUUUGACGAUGUCAGUUUGAUAUGCCCUCAGGACCCAAGACGCAUGGAGCUUACUCCGCUGGAACUGGUACAAUCGCUGGAAAUCAAGGCUGCCAUUCAUCUUUCUCCCGAAAUGGAUCAAAUCAAGGACUUUGACUGCGCCCAACUCGCCAUUGUUGACGGGGAUAACCGGGCAAAGACUCUGGAACGGGUGGCACACUUUCAAAUCUUUCGGGAGGAAUACGAGUUGAAGGAUACCUUGGAAGAAGGUCUCCGGCUUGUAGAAGCCUUGGUUAAGCUAAUGCCCAAGUUGAUUCUCUGUGUCUCUCUCAACGUUGCGGAUGGCAGCUACGUUUACAUCAUGGACUUGGCAGGCUUUGACCAAGAUGCCCUCAAGACCAUUGCGGAUGAACGGGUUUUGAUGGGAGGAUUGUACUACAUGGCACACAUUACCUCCGUGGACUUUUUCGCCAUUCGGGCCGGUAUCUACACGGUCAUUGAAUGCGAAGGAUACGACUGGAGAAAGGUCAAAAUGAGUACUAGACGACAGUGCUGGCAGGAAGUACUGGCCAUUUAUCCUCGUACCUUUCGUCAAAUCAAGUACUUUCAUCCCGGUCUAUUUACCAAUCUAGCCAUUUCGUGCCUGAGACGAAUCGUUCCACUGGAGAUUUUCCAAAAGAUUGAAGUGGGGUGCGAAUUUCCUGGUGGUCGAUUGGAUACCUUUUAUGCCGUGCCUACCAGGAAGGCAGCCAACCAGAGACUCUUGCAACGAAUGCGAGAGUGCCUCCGAGUCAAAUUUCAACACAGGGAAAGCUUCCGUUUGCCAACCAGACUGUGAGAUGCGAUUCGAUGCAUGCGAGAGCAGCACAAUUCUGAUUCGAUGCAGUUCACAACAACAAUGCAUGCAGACACAGAAGAUUUUUCCAACAAUUCGCUACGCCUACGGUACAUUUUUUGCUCCGCCUUUUAGUUUCACCGGGGUGAAACAAAAAGAAUCGAAUCGAAUCGAGGAUCGACCAAGUGUGAAACGAUAGUUCGUCCUUUGGGAAAAGGAACGUUGAAGCCGAGCGAUGAUUGAAGUACACGAGCUUUGUGUACUGCUAACCGCAAGCUACUCUUAUCUAGACAUGAUGCUCGAAUUCGUGGGUUCGGAGAGCUAUUGGCGCAUUUCGCUGGUGGUGGCACACAAAACCUCUCACCCAGCCAAGGACCACGCACCUCACAAUUGCUAGCCAUGAAGCACGUGGUCUCUAUCACUAUCAAACUUGCUGCCUGCAAAUUGUCCAAGAAUCCCCUUCAUCAGCGUUGCCACACCCUAGCCUGGGCCACGAGGCAGCUUGGAAUAAUCUUGAAGUCACGCCCUGGAUACUUCCACGGUAUCGUCACUUCUUUCACUGGAAUCCACAACCCAUUUUCUUGACCAAGUUUCGUGACGUUUGCUCCUGGGAUUGUCACCUUUUUCCCAUUUACCAUUCUUGUGUUCCCAAUGAUGAUUGGUGUUACCGCUGUAUUAGUCCCAAUCUGUGGUUGCUUGAAGUUUCCAUCCGCAGUCCCAAACACGCAGGCAAUCGACCACUCCUUCAGUUUCUGAUCCAACUUCUUCAGCUUCUGAUCCUGCUCGAUCUGUCUCUCCACUAUUCCUAUUUUGAUACUUUCUUCGCCCUUUUGUUUCAGCCAGUUGAGAGUUUCGUCAUCCUUUAUGGCUUCGAUACCAGUAUUUGCCUUGAUUAGUGCGUCCAAUUUGGCUCGUUGAUCUCCCUCUGCCAUUUCCUAUAGUACCUAUUUCCUUCCAGACUUUCCCACUUUUGCGUAUCGUUCUCCUCGAUGCAACUAAUGUUGUGUUUCUAUUACAUGUACUCGUACUGCAGCCGCUUUCGCUCCUGUGUACCAGGUCCGGUACCUGUGUCCUGUCGGUCGGGGCAUCAGAUCU